This is a messenger RNA of Phalaenopsis equestris, 843 nucleotides long. RefSeq names its product deSI-like protein At4g17486. Gene Ontology annotation, molecular function: deubiquitinase activity. Bases 196 to 843 code for a protein of 215 amino acids. Gene Ontology annotation, biological process: protein deubiquitination. The record is from RefSeq and is a predicted model, not a curated record. Lineage: Eukaryota; Viridiplantae; Streptophyta; Magnoliopsida; Asparagales; Orchidaceae. The transcript has 4 exons.
GGCGUCCGUGCUUUGCUCUUUAGUUUUGUCUUCUUCAUUUGUUGAUUUAUUCGGUUGAAGUUUACUGGUGAAUAGUGGGGAGGUAUCAUUUUGUCGGAGUUGAAGAUUUCUGCUAAAAGAAACUGCGGUGUUUUUGUCAUUAAAUUGUACAGCCUGCAACAAACUUUGAGAAAUUUCUUCAUUAUUUGAAGAAAUAUGAAGUCAGGCUCAAAAAAUGGUUGGAGUUCUCUCAUGCCAUUUCGGGUGGGAAGGAAAUCCUUGGUUCGCUUUUCUUUGUUCCCCAAAGUUCGAUCAGCUGGACAAACAUCAGGCAACGCACCUGUUUAUCUGAACGUAUAUGACUUGACACCCUUGAACGGUUAUGUUUAUUGGGCGGGGCUGGGCAUAUUCCACUCUGGGGUUGAAGUUUAUGGCGUGGAGUAUGCAUUUGGGGCGCAUGAUUAUCCAACGAGCGGAGUGUUUGAGGUUGAGCCUCGGCAAUGCCCAGGCUUCAGAUUUAGGAAGUCUAUAUUCAUGGGCACAACUUGUCUAGAUCCAAUUCAGGUCAGGGAAUUUAUGGAACAUCAUUCUGCAAACUACAGUGGUGAUAAAUAUCAUUUAAUUGUUAAGAACUGCAACCAUUUCUGCAAGGACGUCUGUUACAAAUUGACUGGAAACUCUAUUCCAAAAUGGGUGAAUCGGCUUGCAAGGAUAGUCCUCUCCUACGCUUUGCUUCUAUCCGAUUGUUAUGAGGUGGGGAGGACUGAAGAGAAGAGGAAGCAUUGCUCAGGUUUCCAACAAGCUGCAGUUGGAGGUGGCGUUGGUGUUGUUGCGACAACAAGCUUCUUGUGGCACUCAGCGUGA